AACAGAACCUUCGUUCCCUGCCGUCUCUUGUCGGUCUGGCCGGCCGAGGUGGGUGAUCUGUAGAGCGAAACGCCGAGCCGGGAGAGGAGGGAGGCCGCACCGGCGAUUGUAGAAGCAGAACCGGUGGAGGAGUAGAGGAGGGCGCCGAAUCGAUGCGCGGCUCCGCGGACGCCGUCGUGGUUGCUCGGGACGUGGUGGCCUCGUCGAGCCCGUCCAAGGCCGCGUCGGCGUUGGACAUGACGAGGUACGCGAAUCCACCACCAAUCCCGUUCGCCUGCCGCUGCAGCUGCAGCUGCAGCGUUGUGUUCGUCGGUGUUCUUUCCUGAGACCAAAGCCGCGAAUUUGCGCUCUCGUUUCCGCAGUCAGUGGUUGUUGCCGGCUCCUGCGGGGCUGAUUCGAACAAGUUUCUCCCUUUCGUGCCGUGUUCGCGGCCCUUCUCUGCUGUUCUCUUCGCAAGCUCUUCGAGGCGCCGUUUGAUCUGCGGGCAGGCCAGUUGUUCUCGCGUCUCGCAGCCUGUGUCUCACCCGCCCACCUGUGCUGGUUGGUUCUUCGCUGGUCUCGGUUCGGUUCUCCAUAGAUUGCAGGUUUUCGUUCUGAAUUAUCCGCUCGGCUUUCUGGGAUGAUUAUUUCUCUGCACAGAUCUCUGAACCGUUCGUUUAACGUGGAGUCCUGCUGCGGUUUGCGAGCGUUCUGGUUUUCUGCGGUUGCAAAUUCACGCAGGAAGACGAGAUUUUGCACAUCUUUUCAUCCAUGACUCCAGAUACCCGAGGCUCAGCCCAGAUGGCCUCCCGCUGCCCAAUGGCAGCGGCAGCGGCGCGAGCAAGAAGCCUGCAGCGCCGGUGUCGCCGGCCCCCAGAUCGAGCAAGGAUGACGUGGCACCGGCCGUCGCCACCGACAGCUCCCGCAUCGCGGCGUUCCUAGCCUCGACGUCGCUCGAGCCCAAGCCGCGCGCUCGCGCACCGCAGCCACAGCCGACGGCUCCUAACUCGGCGCCCACCGCAGCCGUCGCCGCGAACAGGAGCCCCGCGCGCGACCACGGCCACGGCCACUGCUCCGACCACUCCGAUCCCGCCUCCCCGAGCUCCACCGGGGCCCGCGAAUUGCUGCUCCGGUGGGGACAGAACAAGCGCAUGCGCUGCCGCCGCGACUGCGCGUCCGCGUCGCCGCAGCGGCGGCAGGCGGGCGGCAAGAUACCGCGCCGCUCAUCGUCGCCGGCGGCGGACAAUCUGAUGCCGCCGCCGAGCGCAGCGCCCUACGCCCGCGGGUCCAACCUCCGCUACGCCACGCCUCGCCCGCCGCGCUCCGGCGCCAGCGACGCGCACCACGGCCGCGGGGCCCUCCCCAACCCGCUCAGAUCGGCGGAGGACUGUGCCGGUGCCUGUGCCGGUGCCGGGGAGAAGUUCUUGGCGGUUGCUGAGGCAGCGGCGAGGGCCCAGAAGCAGCGGGCGGUGUCGCCGCAUAAGGUGGGCCUGGGCGUCCCGGACCCGAAGCAGCAGCAGAACCAGUGGGGCAGCAGCGGCAGUGGCCAUCAGCAGCAGGCCGGCGCGGCGGCGGGGGCGUCGUCGAAGCCGGCGGCGAAGCUGGAGGUGCCGCGGAUCUACACCACGCUGUCCCGAAAGGAGAAGGAGGAGGACUUCAUGGCCAUGAAAGGCACCAAGCUGCCGCAGCGCCCCAAGCGGCGGCCAAAGAUCAUCGAGAAGACCGUCAGUGCGAUCUGUCCCGGGGUGUGGCUGACGGAUGCGACCAGGAGCAGGUACGAGGUGCGCGAGAAGAAGUGCCCCAAGAAGCAACAGAAGCACCGGGGCCUCAAGGGCAUGGAGAGCAUCGACAGCGACUCCGACUGACCACCGACCGACGGCAGCAGGCCGAAGGGCGUGCGGUGGCAGCAACGCGGCGAGACGAAGAAGAAGGAGGAGGUUCGGCGACAGCGAAGGGUGCGUGUCAACAGCCACGCGCUCUCGGAGACUCACAUUGUCGCGCUGGGUUAAGGGAUGCCAAAAAGAACAAGAGGAGGGUGGAUUCAGUAGGAAAAAGACAAUUCUUUUUCGUGUUAACCAUAGCGGCGCCGUGCUAUAUAGCCGGCGUUUUGUAUAUCUGGGUAGCGACGAGACGAUGUCGUAGCCGGCGUCUUUUUCUUUUUCGUUUCGUUCGCGACACUGGGUGGGUUGCCCGCCGCGUUUAUUUGUGGUUGGGUUUGUGCAUACUACUAGACUGUCUCAGCAAGAGGAAGCAACUAGACUUUUAGACC
Messenger RNA from Zea mays, 2248 nucleotides. RefSeq lists its product as uncharacterized. The transcript is spliced from 5 exons. Bases 1131 to 1844 code for a protein of 237 amino acids. NCBI's taxonomy places the organism in Eukaryota, Viridiplantae, Streptophyta, Magnoliopsida, Poales, Poaceae. The record is from RefSeq and is marked validated.